Penaeus chinensis is the source of this 652-nucleotide messenger RNA. RefSeq lists its product as uncharacterized. The coding region runs from base 102 to 431 and encodes 109 amino acids. NCBI's taxonomy places the organism in Eukaryota, Metazoa, Arthropoda, Malacostraca, Decapoda, Penaeidae. The transcript has 3 exons. The record is from RefSeq and is a predicted model, not a curated record.
GCGCAAAGGAAUGAUUUUACAAAAGUCCUUAUAUUUUCUGAUACUACAUGGACACUUAAGAAACGUUUUGUCGGCAAUGACGUUUUAGGCCUUGCAUCAAGAUGAAGCACUGGCCGUAUGCCUUGGCGGCGGUGGGCGUCCUGUACGUGCUGACUCUGGGCGUGAUGCUCCGGCGGUUCGCUUAUCUCUUCGACUCAGAAGAGCUCCAACUACCUGCGUGGACUGACACCUACCUAGACGAGAAAGCUCUAGGACUACCUUGGACGAACAACCAAAACGCUCCGAUACUACAAUACAAACCCCUCGGAUUCAACAAAACACCGAAACCGACGAAGCAAAACGCGAAUAGUGCGAAUAACGAUAAUCUGCAAUACAAACCAAUUAGAUUAAACCAAACACCUAGACUGACAAAAGAAACACGAAUAGUGUGAAUAACGACAAUCCACAAUAUAAACUACUCGAAUCCAACAAAACACCGAAACCGGCGAAGGAAAACACGAGAAGUGGGAAUAGCGAUAACCUGUCAGUCGCGGAGAGAGAAAGCCGGUUCGAAACAAGCAACGAAACGCUUCACGACACGAAUAAUAUCAUUGGUCGCGACGGAGAGACUUUCACCGUUGAAGUGACUGUCGGGAAGUGGGAGUUGGAAGUG